ACUGCCCACCACACCGCACGUGCAGGCAACCCACGAACGCUUUGGCUAUUUGCUUUUCAGCUAAAGUAACGAGCAGAUUACGUUGGCUGUUCAACUCCAGCAUGGAAUCGCUGCUGCUGCAAAACAGUUGGAGACGAACAACGUCGACGAGCAGAAGUGAGCAAAAUUGUGAAAAAUUACUGGCGCAGGGUAGUAAAUGUUGUGUCCGACAAUAAGAGAAAUAAAUAAAUAUAAGAAUAUAUAAAUUAAAAAUAAAAGAAAGAAAAGAAAAUAUACCAAAACUGGUGAAAAAUUAAAGAAAGUGUCGCAAGCAACCAAUGAAAACAGUGAAAAAAUAGCACAAAAAGUUUUUGAAAAAUCGAAAGAAAAUUCGCAUAAAUCAAUAGCAGAUAAAUACGACCAACCGACCAACCGACCGACACAGGAAAAACGCAGCAAAUUUGUAUGCAAAACACAAAACGCGAAGCAAUAAAUAAGCAAAUAAAACAUAAAAACAACACGAAAGAUGUCAGCGAGACUUCGAAAUUAAAUCGGAAAUACGAUCUCAAGAGUAACCAUAACAACAAGCCAUAAAAUAUGUCGCCUUUCAGAUGGGUCUGCUGUUUUGUGCUCUUCGCUUGUGCUCAGGCAAUUGCGCCUGAGCGUCCUUUUGCCUGUAUGAGUUAUAUGGAAGAUGAGAAAUUUAUAAACGAUGAUGAUGACUUUGACGAAUACUCAUCGAAUGGCGUACAGACACAAUAUAGCGCAGAAAACCUCAAUACACCAGAUGUAGAGGAUGCACCACUUGAACCAGCGGUGCCACAUAGACGUAUCUGCCAAACGGAUUAUACAUUUUGUUUCGCGCUCUGGCGUCAGCAUCAGAAUGGCACACGCAUCGAGAAACAAGGCUGCUGGAAGGAGAGCACUGAACGAAAUGCCACCUGCAGUCAGACCGAGUGUACCAGCUCAGCGCCCACAUCGCGCAACAAUUCGCUCUACUAUUGCUGCUGUUCUGGCGAUUCGUGCAAUAAGAAUGUUGCUGUAGUUGAGCCAGCGCCAUUACAGCUUUCCAAGCCCAUUUACGGCGCUGAUAAAAAUGUUUCCAUCCGAUUUGCCGAUGCCGGUUUGGGUAUCGUUUUAACUGUGAUUAUCGUCUUGAUCUUAUGUUUGUCGGUUAGCGGUUUUGCUGCAUACUGUUAUGUACACAAGAUAAAAGAUAAAACCGUGCCAGAGGAGGCGCCGUUGGCACCGUCGGGUCCUGGUUAUAGCUCGAAUUUAAGAAAUGUGGAUAAUAUCAAUUUGAUUUGUAUGCUUGGUAAUGGCAAAUAUGGUACCGUUAUGAAGGGUUUACUACAUGACAAGGAGGUUGCUGUAAAGAUCUUUCCCGAUAGCCAUUACCCAUAUUAUAUCAACGAACGGAAUAUUUACUCGCUGCCGAUGAUGGAUAGCCCUUCGCUGCUGACGUAUUUCGGUUACGACGAGCGUCACACGAUGGAUGGUAAAAUUGAAUAUCAAUUGGUGCUUUCGCUUGCGCCACUCGGCUGCUUGCAGGAUUGGCUAAUUGCCAACACAAUGAACUUUGAGAUCUUCUGCGGCAUGGCGAAGUCCAUAACACGUGGUCUCUCACAUCUGCACACGGAAAUCAGUCGUGGUGACGAGUAUAAACCUUGUGUGGCACACCGUGACUUCAACUCGCGCAAUGUGCUCGUCAAAGCCGAUCGUACAUGCUGUAUAGCGGAUUUUGGCUUCGCAUUAAAGGUAUUCGGUUCAAAGUAUGAAUAUCGCGGCGAAGUUGCGGUCGCAGAAACGAAAAGUAUCAACGAAGUAGGCACACUACGCUAUAUGGCGCCUGAACUCUUAGAAGGUGCCGUCAACUUACGCGAUUGUGAGACUUCACUCAAGCAAAUGGACGUUUAUGCGCUCGGACUUGUUUUGUGGGAAGUGGCAACACGUUGCACGGACUUCUAUCCACCCGCACAAAUGACGCCAGCCUACAGAGCACCGUACGAACAAGAAGUCGGCACCCAUCCCACCUUUGAUCAAAUGCAGGCAUUGGUUGUGCGCCACAAAGCAAGACCGCUCUUCCCAGCCGGUUGGGGCGGCGGCGCGGCGGCUAAACUGCUGAAAGACACAUGUGAAGAUUGUUGGGAUCACGAUGCGGAGGCGCGCUUAACCUCACUAUGCGCCGAGGAGCGUAUGCAAGAAGCUGCAGGCUUGCGACCACGUUACUCACACACACAAUCACCCAGUCCGUUGUUGAGCGCAAAUAAUUUACUCGACAACGAUCAGGUGGAUUCUGCGGUGCUCAUUUCCAUGGAUGCGUGUCACUCGGAGACGGCAACAAUGCUGCAGCCGCCGCCGAAUCAAAAACUUUUACCACGUGUGCAGAGUAUGGACAGCGAGUUGAGUGGUGUGCCAGCGCAUACGGAGAAAAAUCAUCUCAUUAAUACACAACAACAACUACAGCCAUAUCAGGGACGCAAUCCAUGUCAAGAGCGCAAUCUAGCGCCAGUGGCCACACGUCCACCGCAGAUAUUGGUGGAGAAAAGUAAAAAGCACAGCUUCCAGACGGGGCAGGAGAACAGUUUCUCAUGCCUCGAAGACGACGUGUCCGUAGAAGAUCUCAUCUCAGGCGGCAGCACGAAGAAGAUAAGCAAUUUCAUGACAGACAACACAUCCAGCAUGGGUGAGGGUUUCCCAAAGCAACACAAUACCGAUCGCAAGCUCAGAGGUUGGCACGGUGUACGCGCGUUAAUACAAAAGAAGCUAUUUCGUAAGAGUGACGUGAGCGCUGAUGUCUACCAACAGCAAUUCGGUUAUAGCGAUGAAAAGUCGAACUUGGUCGACAAUCGCUAUGCGGCGGUUGUUAAAGGACUCGACAAUAAUGGUAGCGAAAGACUCGCUAAAGCGGCGACGGUGAGCUACAUCGAUGAUCGGCAACGUAGCAACAACGGCGUAGCUGCAACCAAAACAACAAUGCUCACAGACGUCUAUCCGCAUACAAGGCGACCAAAUAAUCUCGACCUAAGUCCUAUGAAUGGCACAACGGUGGUGCUGGGCGAGACCGGUACGCCGCUCAAUAUCACAGCCUACAAUAAAUCCAACUUAAUACAACGCAGCAUAGCGGAGGAGUGCAAUAGCGACACGGCGUUGCCCAAAGUGCGUCUACAGCAACUGGACACACGUACGAGUACACCCUGUCACGUUGUGCCGCGUUCACUAUCGACGAGUCUGAUCAAGCAUAUGAACCGUAAUAAUAAUAAUUUAACUAAAAGUGAGUUGAACGCUUCGCACAUAGCGAAGUGUCCAAAAGCGGUGCCGUCGAAUGCGCCUCAAACGCCAGCAACGCCAACUGUGCAGACCGCCGGCCGUCUGACUGCGCCCAAUCAUGCCGAUAUACUCUUCCGACGGCAGCGUAGUCUCGAGAUGUUUCGUGAAGUGUUUAGUGGACGUGGCAGUACCGACAAAUUGCGUGAUCCUAGUCAACGUGUGAAAACCCCCGGCGAUGUGCCGCCGUCAGUGAGAAAAGUGCGUGCCUCGAAAACCCUCAGUCUCUACGACGAUCGCAUGAUGGACUCGUCCACUUUGAAUAUACUCUAGCAUGAGGAAGUUCUGUUGCUGGAAUUGUAAGCAGCACCUUGAGUGGCUUAUAAUUGCGGUCAACAGAACGGUUUUGUAUGAGAGAAAGAACUGGAAAAAAAUUUGAGUGGAAAAGCGAAAUAAUACUCGUGGACUCGGCGGAACUGUGUAAAAAUGAGAGAACCGUGUGAGCUAGAAAAGGUUAAAGUGGCAAUAUGAAGGGAUCGUUGCGUCAACCUAAUAUUUCGUACUCGUAUAUCCUUAUAUAUAUAUAUAUAUAUAUAUAUAUAUAUGUGUAGGUAUGUAUAGUUAUAUGUAAGACCCCGCUGUGUUGCUAGUAACUGUAGUUUAAGCACUGAUAUACUACAUGAACUCAUUUAUACAUACAUAUAUGUAUAUAUGUAUGUUUAUGUAUAAUAUAUAUAGUAUAUAGUAUAUAAAAUAUGUAUGUAUGUAUUGUAUGUACGAAAAAAAACAACCAAAGUCCUUAUAGCGUAAUUUUUGAAUGUGUGUUUUUGUACGAAAUUCAUCGAACUCUAGAGAGUUCUCUUCGUCUCUAUAAGUCUAUAUAUAUAUAUAUAUAUGUAAUCGUAAAUGUAUAUAUAUUAUAUUAUAGUGUAGUAUAUAUGUACGUGUGUAUGUAGAUAUAAGCGCAGCUAUAAACUGCUAACGGUAAAAAAGGAAUCACAGUUCAACAGUGUCAGCCAUUGUUUGUAAUUACAAGUGAAAAUAUUUAUGUAUGUUUGUAUGUAGAGUAAGUAAAUAUAUAAAAAUUUAUUUUUUAAAACAACUUAUUGGUAGGAAAUUAAGACAACUACGGUACAUCUCUAGGGAAUUUUCAUAGCCGCUAUGGUGGUAUAGUAUAUCGUAUGUAUAUGUAUGUAUAUGCAUAUAAAUACAUACAAACAUUUUUGUGAAAUUCAAAACAGGUCGACUUAUUAUUCCAAUUUUUAUUUACACAACUGUAUUUAAUUAAUGAUUUAUAAUUAAAAGAAAAAAUGUUAUUUUGUAUAACAGUUAUCGCUAACAGAUGGAAGCAGUAUGAAUAAAAAAAUAAGAAAAUAAUAGAAAUAUCUCCGCAGGGAAAAGGUAGACUAAUCUGCAAACAUUCUGAAUAAAUACUAGUACCAGAACUAGUAUUUAAAGGACAAAAAGAUACUAGUUUCUCCUUGACUAGAAUUUUACUAGUAUUUACGGGACAAAAAUAUACUAGUUUCUCUUUGACUAGAAUUUUACUAGUAUUUACGGGACAAAAAUAUACUAGUUUCUCUAUGACUAGAAUUAUACCAGUUUUUUCGGUAAAAUCUGAACUAGUUUGCCAAAAAUUUUGUUAUAUAUGAAUUUUUUUAUUUUGAGGACGAAUUCAUAAUAGUUGGUCGUUUUGCCAAAAAAAAAAAAAAAAAAA
Ceratitis capitata (Mediterranean fruit fly) is the source of this 4963-nucleotide messenger RNA. RefSeq names its product bone morphogenetic protein receptor type-2 (gene wit). Bases 577 to 3579 code for a protein of 1000 amino acids. The record is from RefSeq and is a predicted model, not a curated record. Gene Ontology annotation, biological process: BMP signaling pathway; cellular response to growth factor stimulus; protein phosphorylation. Lineage: Eukaryota; Metazoa; Arthropoda; Insecta; Diptera; Tephritidae. Gene Ontology annotation, molecular function: ATP binding; transforming growth factor beta receptor activity. Gene Ontology annotation, cellular component: signaling receptor complex; plasma membrane. The transcript is spliced from 6 exons.